This is a messenger RNA of Symbiodinium sp. CCMP2456, 519 nucleotides long. Lineage: Eukaryota; Dinophyceae; Suessiales; Symbiodiniaceae. The record is from the annotation of a GenBank genome assembly.
AUGGCAGAUCCCGAAGGGCCGGCUACGUUUGAGAAAGCCACGCCAGCAGAGAGCGUCCAAGUAGACGUCCCCAAAUCGCCCGAACCUCUGCCGACACUGAGCUGCUGGGAGCGGUGCUUCGAGGUCAUCGCCACAGUGAUCACGGGCAUUGUCUUCAUUACGAAGCUCCUGAAGCCUGUAUCGAUUUUCAUCGGCUGCUGCGCAUUCGUCUGGAUCUGCUGGGCCAUCCUUCAGUUCUGCAGGCAUGGUUCCAGGAUUCUUUUCUUGUGGGGAAUGCGCGUCGACCAGCCCAACUUACGAAGAAGUUUUCUGUUUCCGAGCCUCUUCGCCAUCUUUGCCAUUAUCUUCAUCUGCGUGGGCGCGGCUGUGCAAGGCCGAACGAUUGUAUUCGACAACUGGCACUUGUGGUUGAUUUUCUUCAUUUAUCCUUUCUACGGUGUCUUGCAGCAUGUGAUGCUGCAGGCUUUUUUGAUGCGAAGCUCGGCAAUGGUCGGGAUAUCGUUUUGGACCCAGGGAUGA